AUGACAUAUCGGGAUAAUUCCGGUUACUUUCAAGCUUUGAAAUGGAUUCAACUAUUAUUUUCGUUUCUGGUAUUCAUCCUGGAAAUGAUUGAACUUGGUGCUACCAUGAAUUAUGACAGAAAAUAUGGCGCAGAUCUUCCAAGAUUAAAUCUAGGAAGAGACUAUGCUAAGAAAUAUAUUUAUUUUGUUUUCGGUUUAAGUAUUUUCUGUCUAGCUUUAUAUCUAGUACGAUUUCAAUAUAUUUGGAAAUCGCAAAAAGGCCCUUUCCUUUGGAUUGAAAUAUCUUUUUUGGCAUUAUGGUUUUCGGCAGCGAUGGCAAACCUUGACGAUGUCUUUAAAGGCCAAUUCUCAAAUUGUGCAAAUAUUCACUCAUUUUUUUCGGAAAAGAUAAUCAUUCCACAAGAACCAUUCACAGCAUGUAAUACUUAUAUUGCAUCAUUAAUAUAUUGUUGGUUAAAUACAUUAUCAUUUGUUUUAUCAACAUUUAUUUCAUGGAAAAUCCGAAUAGAGAAAAGUGCAAAAAUACAACAAACAAGAAGAGUUAAAGUAAUAAAAUUAAUUAACGAUAGUGAUAAUUCUGAAAUGAGACAGGCUACAUUUAUUCGAGUUGAAUCUCAUAAUGAAAAUAGAGAAUAUAUUAAUGGUGUUGUCGAAAUUCAAAUCGAUAAUAAAAAUGAAACGCCUUAG
Molecule: messenger RNA, 687 nt
Organism: Funneliformis geosporum
Lineage: Eukaryota; Fungi; Glomeromycota; Glomeromycetes; Glomerales; Glomeraceae
Source: the annotation of a GenBank genome assembly